Acanthopagrus latus (yellowfin seabream) is the source of this 1509-nucleotide messenger RNA. Its product is annotated as retinol dehydrogenase 8. The coding region runs from base 229 to 1158 and encodes 309 amino acids. Gene Ontology annotation, cellular component: cytoplasm. NCBI's taxonomy places the organism in Eukaryota, Metazoa, Chordata, Actinopteri, Spariformes, Sparidae. The record is from RefSeq and is a predicted model, not a curated record. Gene Ontology annotation, biological process: estrogen biosynthetic process. Gene Ontology annotation, molecular function: estradiol 17-beta-dehydrogenase [NAD(P)+] activity. The transcript has 7 exons.
UGAGUCGGCCUAAGUGACCUAUUAGGUAAUCGCAGGGCUUAUGUAGCCGCAUGUCCCGUCCUGUGACUCUCUGGACGCAGCUGUAACGUUACUUUGUCGAGCCGCUGGUUCAGUUCAGUCUGUCGGUGUCGUGUCUGCCGCUGCGGAGGACGCGCUGCUCGCCCUACAGCCUUUUCUGACCGAGCAGUCAGGAUCCUCCUGAGCCUUGAGGUCAGAGGUCAGAGAGCCAUGGGAACCAGGAGGGUGCUGGUAACUGGGUGCUCCUCUGGCAUCGGCUUGGCUGUUGCUGCCCGUCUGGCCAAAGAUGAGUUCAGGCGGUUUAAAGUUGUUGCCACGAUGAGGGAUCUGAGGAAACGGGGGCCCUUGGAGAAAGCGGCAGGUGACUCCCUGAACAAAACGCUGGAAAUCAAAGAGUUAGAUGCCUGUUGUGAAGAGUCCAUCAGAGAGUGUGUCAACAGCCUGCCCGACAGACGAGUGGAUGUCCUCGUGAACAAUGCUGGUGUUGGCAUGAUCGGACCGCUGGAGUGCCAAAGCAUCGCUGCCAUGAAGGAGCUCUUUGACACAAACUUCUUCGGCCUGGCGCGGCUGGUGAAGGAGCUGCUGCCUGACAUGAAGCGGCGGCAGAGCGGCCAUAUUGUGGUGAUGAGCAGCGUCAUGGGCAUACAGGGGCUUCUGUUCAACGACGUCUACUCUGCCUCCAAAUUCGCCGUGGAAGGAUUUUGUGAAAGUCUGGCAGUGCAAGCAAUGAAGUUUAACAUCAAGACGACUCUGGUGGAGCCUGGUCCUGUGGUAACAGAGUUCGAAAGGAAAGUAUACGAGGAGGCUGAGAAGAUGGAUCUGUCAGGGGUGGACGAGGAGACCGCCAAGAUCUUCCGUGAAAUUUACCUGCCGUACUCCAAAAAGGUCUUCGCCUCGUUAGGCCAGACACCAGAGGAAGUGGCUGAGCAAACUGUUAAAGUGAUCACAGCCAAGGAGCCUCCCCUGCGUCACCAGACCAACCGGCUGUACAUGCCCAUGACUGCACUGAAGCACGCAGAUCCGACUGGCCGACUGCCUCUGGACACCUUCUAUAAGAUGAUCUUUAAACAUGACAGUGUGUUCAAUGCCACUCUGGGGGUGCUGCGCCUGCUGCAGAGGCGGACAGGGAAGAAACAAUGACCUCACUGCACCAUAGACAGUAAAUGGUAUGCUUGGUACAUAGUGAUUGACUGUGGUAUACAUCUUGGUUUGUUUCUGAGCAGCUCUGACCAGGCACAGGCCAUAACAUGUUGUCUGUGCAAUACAUUUUAAUUCCUCAUGCACUGUAAAUAUGCACAUAGUAUUUAUGGACUUUCUCUCUGUGCAGUCUUUCUUUCGAUUUUACUAUCGGUUGGUACAGAUAAAUACUGUAUUGUACCAGAAACAUAGAAUAAAAGAGUUCAUUUUCUGAUCUCGUAGAAUAAAAAGAUUAUACUGUACAUUCCACUCUUGGCAAGCAAACAAAUGCAAGGCAAUAAAAUAAUACACAGA